Insectozyma verbasci is the source of this 1335-nucleotide messenger RNA. The record is from the annotation of a GenBank genome assembly. NCBI's taxonomy places the organism in Eukaryota, Fungi, Ascomycota, Pichiomycetes, Serinales, Debaryomycetaceae.
AUGAGAGAUUUAUUAGUUUUAGGAGGUACUUCACAUCCUAAUUUAACCAAAUCCAUAUGUCGAAAUUUAACAAUUCAACAAACUGAAGUUUUAUCAAAAAAAUUUUCCAAUGGUGAAACAUCAAUUGAAAUAAGUGAAAGUGUUCGAGAAAAAGAUGUAUUUAUUGUUCAAAGUAGUUGUGGACAUGUUAAUGAUAAUUUUUUAGAAUUAUUAAUUACUAUAGCUGCUUGUAAAACUGCAAGUGCAAAAAGAGUUACUGCUGUAUUACCAUUAUUUCCAUAUUCAAGACAACCUGAUAUUCCAUUUUUACCAAGUUUACUGGGAGCUCCAAGUAUUUCAGAAACUAAAGAAUAUUAUACAUUUGAAAGUGCACCAAGUACACCAAGGCCAUUAUCAAGAAAUUCAGAAUCCGGUAAAGAAUUAACAAAUAAUUCAAGUUCAUCACCAUUAGAAAAGAAGAUAAUUAAUAAUAAUAACCUUAAAAUGCCAAUACCCAAUAGAUCAGUCAAUUUUCAACCAAAAGCAAUAGUUACAAAUUCUGCAUCAGUAAACUUUUUACCUCAAGUUGAUGAAAAUGGUAAAACUGAAAGUGGCUAUAAACAAUGGAUCUCACCAAAUGGUACAUUAAUUGCAAAUUUAUUAACUACUGCAGGUGCUGAUAGAUUGGUUACUAUGGAUUUACAUGAUCCUCAAUUUCAAGGGUUUUUCAAUAUACCAGUUGAUAAUUUAUAUUCAAGACCACUUUUAAAGCAUUAUAUCAUGGAUUAUAUACCAAAUUAUCAAGAAUGUAUAAUAGUGAGUCCAGAUUCUGGUGGUGCUAAAAGAGCAACUGCAAUUGCUGAUUCAGUUGGAUGUUCAUUUGCAUUAAUUCAUAAAGAAAGAAGAGCUAAAUUUGCAAAUCAACCACCAAGUACUUCAUCUUCAUCAAUGAGUGUUUCAAUGUCGCAACAAAAAUCAUUAAAUAGUAAUUAUACUACAAUGAUUCCUACAACAAUGUUGGUUGGUGAUGUUAAAGAUAAAGUUUGUGUUUUAAUUGAUGAUUUAGUUGAUACUUCAUAUACUAUAACUCGUGCAGCUAAAUUAUUAAAAGAUGAAGGAGCAAAAUAUGUUUAUGCAUUAGUUACUCAUGGUGUUUUCAGUGGUGAUGCUAUAAAUAGAAUUAAAAAAUCAGGUAUUGAUAAAUUAGUAACUACAAAUUCAGUACCUCAAAGUGAACAUGUUGCAAUAUUAGGUGAUCAAAUUGAAGUUUUGGAUGUAAGUAGAAUAUUUGCUGAAUCGAUAAGAAGAAUAAAUAAUGGUGAAAGUGUAAGUAUGUUAUUUGAUUACGGAUGGUAG